AUGGUUUUGUACCUGGCACUAUUAAGGCUGGUGGUGUUCGCGGUCAUCGUGACCGCCGAACUGGAUGGGUUUUUCCCCGAGCCACUCACGGCUGCCAAUUUCGACAACGUGAUGUCCAAGGGAUUCCAUUUUGUCGAGUUUUUCUCCCCACACUGUUCCCAUUGCAAAGCCCUGGCACCAAUUUGGAAGGAAUUCUACGAUACAUUUCACGCUGAAGCCGAGUCUUACGAUGUCUAUAUCAACCAGGUUGAUUGCGUUGCCAGUGGUGAUCUUUGUGACCGCGAAAAGAUCUUCAUGUACCCAAUGCUUAGACUUUACGGACCUAACGACAGAGGUAAUGGGGGCAAGCUUUUAGCGUCCUUCGGCAAAGGCUACGAGAGAACAGUCGAGGGACUGACAGCUUUUGUGCGUGAACAGGCAAUUGAUUCCAGAGAGGAACUUCUACAAUCGCCAAAAGAGAUUACUGAUCUGAUGAAAUCAGCGGACAUUGGGGCAAUCAGCACUGCCAAUAUGAUCGAGAUCAUCGCAGGAAAUAUCGAAAAGCCGCACCUGGUUUCCUUUUGGCCCGGAACGGAUGAGGAGCUGAACGUCGAGACUUUCUCUCAAGAUGUCAAGGACAACAAGCUGUUCAGCAAAUGUCCUCGGUGUUUGGAUUUCCGCAAUUUGUGGAGCAUGGUUGCGCGUCGUCUUUCUCCGCUGAUCAAACAAAAUGAGCUCUCAGUCGGGUACUUGAAUUGCAAGUCUAAUGAGAACCUUUGUUUGUCCUUGGGAAUGGACGAUUUGCUUACAGACAACUAUGGCACCUACGAUCCCAAAAUCUUCAUGUUUCUGCCCAGUAAUAGAGGUGGAAACAAAAUACGGUACAAGUCGUCAACAUUGAACGGUAAACAGAUUAUCAACUGGAGCAAGCGGUUGCUGGAUAUCGCCAAAUUUGAGGACAUCACAAAAGCCGAUUUAGCCAAGAAAAUGAAACUCAGAUCCUCACCUUUUAGAAGAGAAGAUUUCACAGAGAUAGAUGUAGAUCCGACAAUCACAUUCAUUUAUCUCUACUCCAAGGAUACCGCUGUCACCGAGGAUUUUUGGCUUCUUGAUCACUUAGUCCAGCCAGUGAUGGAUUUACGUUCAAACGUUCGACUUUAUAAAAGCUCUGAUAUGGAAUUUAUGGAUCUUGCCAAAAACCAGGCGGAGACUCUAAUCAAGUAUGUGAAUCAGGAAAUCGCUGACACCGCGAAUCAACUCCAGUUUGACGAGGAGAUGUACACAGCUCGCACAUUGACCACAUACCCGAUGCUUUUGUGUUUCAAAGACGACUCGCUGGUCUCGCACGUUUUUCAGAGUUUUGGAUCUCAUGACGUUAGAAAUUUUGAUGCUGUCAUGAACUUCAUUAAAGUCAAUGCCAACCCAUUUGUGGAACAGAUGACGGAUGCAACGCGUGACGCUAUAAUCCCUAAAAACUAUGAUCCAAGUAUUAUGUCAAAAAACGAGAAAGUGGUACUAGUUGUCACCGAUGCGAAUGACCACACAAAACUACACAGACAAGGGUACGCGCUUUCGCAGAUUGGACAUAGGUUCCAUUUUCUCAAGCUAAUGAACCAGUUCGAAAAAUUGAAGAAGCUCAGGGGAGAGAAGUACGCCAAAGUUGAAAAACUAAAAGCCAAGGGUAAGGACAAUGUGGACAUCAUUCGCGCACUGAGAGAACAGGUUCCCCAUGUGUUUGACUUUAAGGACAAUAAUGUACAUUUAGUUUACGUUGAGCAGGCCAAGCUCAAGUCUGUGUCUGUGAGUCUGGGCUGGUCCAAGCUCAACACGCAAAAAUAUGAACCCGGAGAUAUCAUAAUAGUCUCGAGAUUCACCAAUAAUUAUUGGGACACGUCUUUGAAAGGACAAAAGCUAACAAGCGACACGAUUUCCGAGGCCGUGGACGUUUUGUGUGCGGCAAGCUUCAAAAAUCUUGCGGGUAAAGGACUGCGGUCUGCUCUCUCUGUUUCUGCAGUUUCCACAUAUUUCGUUUUUUUCAUCUUUAUCGGAAUCUUGAUAUUGGGAUUGUCCAAGACCCGCGCAACGGCCCGUUUUCGCCCUCGGCCAGACAAGCACAGGAGCUUGAGACCCUUUUUUUCCGACGCUGAAGCCAACGCUGGCUCCGGACCUGGACUUGGCAAAGUUGAUUGA
This is a messenger RNA of Ogataea angusta, 2169 nucleotides long. RefSeq lists its product as uncharacterized. Gene Ontology annotation, molecular function: protein disulfide isomerase activity. Bases 1 to 2169 code for a protein of 722 amino acids. NCBI's taxonomy places the organism in Eukaryota, Fungi, Ascomycota, Pichiomycetes, Pichiales, Pichiaceae. Gene Ontology annotation, biological process: protein folding. The transcript has a single exon. Gene Ontology annotation, cellular component: endoplasmic reticulum. The record is from RefSeq and is a predicted model, not a curated record.